Messenger RNA from Colius striatus (speckled mousebird), 8670 nucleotides. It is a transcript of the gene PATJ, whose product is annotated as PATJ crumbs cell polarity complex component. The coding region runs from base 422 to 6097 and encodes 1891 amino acids. The transcript is spliced from 45 exons. NCBI's taxonomy places the organism in Eukaryota, Metazoa, Chordata, Aves, Coliiformes, Coliidae. Gene Ontology annotation, molecular function: protein binding. The record is from RefSeq and is a predicted model, not a curated record.
CCUGGCGGUUGGGCAGUGUGGGGCCGGCGGGGGAAGUGGGAUGCCGACCGGCGCUCCUGCCGCCGGCGGGGGGGGCCGCAUCUGGAUGUCGGGGCCGCGGAGAGUCGAGGCGCCCGCAGCGGGAAGCCUUGAGGCGAGCGGCUCUCCCAAGAGGAGCGAGAGGGGAACCCUCCCUGCUCUUCCAAAGACUGAAGCUGGGGCACACCAAGGUGAAACGUUACCUGUGGGUGUCCCUGCUGUCGUCUGAGGUUUCCUGGGUACUUUCAACAAGAAUUAUUAAAGGUGCAAGGAGCAGUUAAAGGGAGAGGCUGUGCCGGCGGCACCUGCUGAGGCAGCCUCCCACGGAGCCAUGGGUUGACCGGGGCUGCUGCAGUGCCUGGCAACUAGAUUAUUCUGAGUCGUUCCAAAAAUACCCUUCAACAUGCCAGAAAAUCCUGCUGCAGAUAAACAGCAGGUGCUGCAGAUCCUUGACCGUCUCCAAGCAAAACUUCAUGAGAAAAGAGAUUCCCAACAUAAUGAAAACCUGACUGUUUUACGUAACACACUCAGGAGUCCUUUGUUUAACCAGAUACUGACCCUCCAGCAAUCCAUUAAGCAACUGAAGGAACAACUCAAUUAUAUGCCUCCUGACCGUUCAGUAGAUUUUGAUUUUACUAAGAGAGGGCUGCUAGUGUUUGCUGAUAAAUCAGUUGCUGCUGGGAGUGUGUAUACACCUUUCAGUUCACUUGAACCCAAAGCAUCUACCUUCACCUCAAACCUGGGAGUUAAUGAAUUUAACACAAUCAUCCAACAGAUGGCAAAGGGGAGACAAAUAGAAUCGAUAAAGAUUGAAAAGCCUUCUGUUGGAGGUCUUGGAUUUAGUGUGGUUGCCCUUAAAAAUCCCAGCCUGGGAGAAGUUGGUAUCUUCGUCAAGGAAGUCCAGCCAGGAAGCAUAGCUGACAGGGAUCAAAGACUGAAGGAAAAUGACCACAUACUGGCCAUUAAUUGCACCCCAUUGGAUCAGAACAUUUCCCAUCAGCACGCUAUUGCCCUCCUCCAGCAAUCCACGGGGUCUCUACAUCUGGUUGUUGCUAGGGAGCCAGUUCAAGGAAACAGCAGAACUUCGGCUGUCUUAUUAAGUGAUAUAAAUCCACCUGAGACUAUUCACUGGGGCCACGUUGAAGACGUUGAGCUGAUUAAUGACGGUUCAGGAUUAGGCUUUGGAAUUGUAGGAGGAAAGUCAAGUGGAGUAGUUGUAAGAACAAUUGUUCCUGGGGGAUUAGCAGAUCGGGAUGGGAGGCUCCGGACGGGGGAUCACAUCUUAGAGAUUGGAGGGACCAACGUGCAAGGAAUGACGAGUGAACAGGUUGCCCAAGUGCUGAGAAACUGUGGGAAUUCUGUUAGGAUGAUCGUUGCAAGAGACCCAAAGUGUGAAAUUAUGGAGACUCCACCAGCUCCUGUGAGCUGGCCAGUCAGCACGUUACCUCCCUUUCAAAGUGGAAAUGAUAUCAACCUUUUUGAGGCCUAUGAUGUUGAACUUAUAAAAAAGAAUGGGCAAAGCCUGGGGAUAACAAUUGUUGGAUAUGCUGGCACGAGUGAUGUAGAGCCUUCAGGGAUUUUUGUGAAAAAUAUAAUACCUGGUAGUGCUGCUGACCACAAUGGCCAAAUUCACGUCCAUGACAAAAUUGUUGCUGUUGAUGGAGUUAAUAUACAGGAUUACACCAACCAAGAAGUGGUAGAGGCGUUGCGUAACACAGGCCAGACUGUACGCCUUACCUUACUUAGAAGGAAACCUUCUACUAUUUCCUCAGAGAGACCUUCAUAUAGAGUUCAGCCAACUGUUCCAACCUUUGUGUCCUCUGGAGCUGUAGGGACUGAAACUGGUGUGGACACUAAGAACGAGGAACACCGAGAACAGAAAGAGAGUCUUCAAAAUGACAAGAAGCAGAGCCUGCAUAAAACAGGAAGAGUCCCAUUCCCUCCAGCACAUGAGCUGAAAUCCAAAUGGGAAAACCUGCUGGGUCCUGAAUAUGAAGUUAUGGUUGUGAAUGUGGAUAUGCCCAUUACAGAUGAUUCGGAGCUCCAGAAGUACUCAAAGUUAUUGCCCAUCCACACAUUGAGACUGGGAGUGGAGCUUGACACAUUUGAUGGACAUCAUUAUAUAUCAUCAAUUGCUUCAGAUGGUCCAGCUGCAACACUCGGUCUUCUGCAACUAGAGGAUGAACUUCUAGAGGUAAAUGGGGUUCAGCUAUAUGGAAAGUCACGCCGUGAGGCAAUCACCUUCCUGAAAGAAGUGCCACCCCCAUUUACACUGGUUUGCUGUCGGCGACUUUUUGAUGAUGGCAGCGAGUCUCUUGUGGAUGAACCCAACGUGAGAUUUUCCCCUCCAGAGCAAAAGGUGAAGCCCGAGGAAGACCUUAAUCCUGAGGAGGAAGAAGGGGAAUUAGCAUUAUGGUCUCCUGAUGUGAAGGUUAUUGAACUGGAGAAAGACAAAAAUGGUUUAGGAUUCAGCAUUUUAGACUAUCAGGAUCCCUUAGAUCCCACAAGAACAGCCAUUGUGAUCAGCUCUCUGGUGGCAGGUGGAGUAGCAGAACGUCGGGGUGAGCUUUUGCCGGGGGACCGCUUGGUGUUUGUAAAUGAGAAGUAUUUGGACAGCACCACUUUAGCAGAGGCAGUGGAAGUUCUAAAAUCUGUGCCCCCAGGUACAGUUUCUCUUGGAAUCUGCAAGCCAUUGGUGAGAGAAAGCAAAGAGGAGGAGAACAUGCACAGUCUGGAUUCCAGCAACAUUAAAACCAGCCUUGGAUCUCCAGAACCAAUAGAUAAUAUGAAUUUCUCAAUCGUGCUUGAAGCACCACAGGGAUUCAGAGAUGAAACAUCUUUUAAAGAAGAACUUGUUGAUGAACCAAGUUUGGACUUGGGAAGGUCAUUUCAGCUUUCUCAAAAUGAUGAUGACUAUGAGAAGGAGUCCUGGGAGAUGCAUGAAUUUCUGAAACCCAGAACAGAAGAAAUAGCUGAAGAACGGGAAAUGUUGGUGGAUGAUGACUAUGAAGAAGAUUCAGACUUCCUGAAAUACAAUGCAUCACGUGGACAGAUGUCAACUUCGGACAGGAACCUCGAUAUGGAACAAUGGGCAAAGCAGCUUGAGACUACUGAAAUACAAGACUUAAGAUCCAGUGUUAACUUAAGUCCAAAGCAAUCCCUGGAGUGUCCAUUCAGUAAAGAUCAUAUGUAUGAAGAAGAAGCUACUGUAAGUUCACGAUUUUCUGGAACCACAACACACAGUGGCUACCAAAAGGACAUAUUUGAUAUUGAAGCUACCCAGUCAGGAGCAAAAAACAAGAUGGAUUUAGGUACAAAACUUCGGACUAAUUCUAAAGGACCUGGGCUUGCUGUUGAUCUGGAAGCUAUUGAAAAGGAAGAACUGAAAGAGGAGGAUUAUGUUUUUUCCAAGAACUCAGAAUCUGGGAGAGUAACCACUAUAGCUCAGCCUAGAACAGCAUUGUGCAGUGAAUUACCUGAGAGAGAAGAAGGAGAAGGAGAAGAAACUCCAAACUUCAGCCACUGGGGACCACCACGAACUGUUGAGAUCUUUAGAGACCCUCAUGUGUCUCUUGGAAUCAGUAUUGUUGGUGGACAGACUGUCAUAAAGCGCCUGAAAAAUGGAGAAGAACUUAAAGGAAUCUUUAUCAAACAAGUUUUGGAAGACAGCCCAGCAGGAAGAACGAGGGCUUUAAAAACUGGAGAUAAAAUACUUGAGGUUUCUGGGAUAGAUCUGCAAAACGCCACCCACGAGGAAGCAGUAGAAGCUAUCAAGAAUGCGGGAAAUCCUGUCGUGUUUGUAGUUCAGGGUUUGGCUAACAUACCAAAAGCAGUUUCUGCUGUACAGCCUAAGGGAAUCAAAGUCAGCAAAGAUCAGAAUGCGGACAAAGAAAAUAAGAGUGAAAAGAGAAAAUACGGGCCUCCACCACCAAUGAAAUUGCCACCCCCUUACAGAGCACUUGAAAGACUGCAUGCAGAGGAAGCUGACGUGGAUGAAGAGGAGGAUGAGGAUGCUUGUGCAGAGAAAAAAAUCAGGCAAAGAUAUGCAGAUCUACCAGGAGAGUUGCACAUUAUUGAGCUUGAGAAAGACAAAAAUGGGCUUGGGCUGAGUCUUGCUGGCAACAAGGACCGGUCUCGUAUGAGCAUCUUUGUGGUUGGUAUCAAUCCAGAUGGGCCCGCAGGACGAGAUGGAAGGAUGCACAUUGGUGAUGAACUUCUAGAGAUAAACAAUCAGAUAUUGUAUGGAAGAAGUCAUCAGAAUGCUUCUGCAAUCAUUAAGACUGCCCCACCAAAGGUCAAGCUCGUUUUCAUACGAAGUGAAGAUGCAGUCAACCAGAUGGCUGUUACUCCUUUCCCGUUACCUUCCAGCGCUCACUCUUCUAUCGAGAAUCAUGGUGGCACUGAACCUGCUAGCAGCGAAGAAGACCCAAGUUUGGAAGUUGUCAUGAAAAGCUUGACUGAGGAGGAAUCCAGCAAAGCUGGUGUAAAGUUUAAAGCUGACAAACCAGUGGUGGCAGAUCAGCAGGAACGGGAGGAGCAGCUCCCAGAAAAUGUCCUCAACCAGAUCAAACAAUCCAGAUCUUCAACAAAAGUACCAGUCAGCUUACAGGAGAUACCUCUUGUGCCAGCACCUGCUUAUCUCUCUCCAGAGGCAGAAGUCACCAGCCGUAGCAUCUUUCCAACUCCAUUGCCUGUGGAUCCAGCAACAUGCCCUAUUGUUCCAGGGCAGGAGAUGACUAUCGAGAUAUCUAAGGGUCGGUCAGGCCUAGGACUCAGCAUCGUCGGAGGGAAAGACACUCCACUGGCCGCCAUAGUGAUCCAUGAAGUCUAUGAAGAAGGGGCAGCAGCCCGAGACGGCAGGCUUUGGGCUGGUGAUCAGAUUCUGGAGGUGAACGGGAUCGAUCUGCGGAAUGCCAGCCAUGAAGAAGCUAUCACUGCACUGAGACAGACACCCCAGAAGGUGCAACUGGUCAUUUAUAGAGACGAAGCACAUUACAAAGAUGAAGAAAACCUGGAGAUUUUCUAUGUAGAUAUACAAAAGAAAACUGGGCGAGGCCUAGGGCUCAGCAUAGCUGGAAAACGAAAUGGAAGUGGAGUGUUUAUCUCUGACAUUGUUAAAGGAGGAGCUGCAGACUUAGAUGGAAGAUUAAUUCAAGGAGAUCAGAUUUUAUCUGUAAAUGGAGAGGAUAUGAGAAAUGCCUCACAAGAGACUGUUGCCACUAUACUUAAGUGUGCCCAAGGCCUGGUGCAUCUCGAACUUGGGAGGCUGCGAGCUGGGUCGUGGGUGUCAUCACGGAAAACAUCUGAAAACAAUCAGGUGAGCCAACAGAGUGUCCAUAGCCACUUCCACCCUGCCUUUGCUCCGGUCCUCUCUACCUUACAGAACUUUGUCAGCACAAAAAGAUCUUCAGCAGAUGUGUCUCAGAGAAGCUCAGUAGGAGCCGAUAUGGGCCCAAGGACUGUGGAGAUAACGAGGGGACCAAAUGAUGCACUUGGCAUCAGCAUAGCAGGAGGGAAAGGAAGUCCAUUAGGAGAUAUUCCCAUCUUCAUCGCUAUGAUUCAAGCCAGUGGUGUGGCUGCACGUACCCAAAGACUCAGAGUUGGAGAUCGGAUUGUCAGUAUUAAUGGGCAACCUUUGGAUGGGCUGUCUCAUGCAGAUGCCGUUAAUCUACUAAAGAAUGCUUAUGGGAGCAUUAUCCUGCAGGUCGUGGCUGACACCAACAUCAGUGCUAUUGCUACCCAGCUGGAGAGCAUGUCUGCAGGAUGCAACCUCAACUCUUCUUCUGAGCAUCCUUCUGAAGAUCCCGAAGCACCUCAGCCUAAGAUUAUUACUUUGGAGAAAGGCUCUGAUGGACUGGGAUUUAGUAUUGUAGGGGGGUAUGGAAGUCCCCAUGGAGACCUGCCCAUUUAUGUCAAGACUAUAUUUGCCAAGGGGGCAGCGGCGGCCGACGGGAGACUGAAGCGCGGCGACCAGCUGCUGGCAGUGAACGGGGAGGCUCUGGAAGGGGUGACCCACGAGCAGGCUGUGGCUGUCCUGAAGCGCCAGAAGGGGACUGUGACGUUAACGGUGUUAUCGUGAGCCGAGACAACCAACCAUCGUCAUUGCAGAGCAUCAGCAGAGCCGUAACGGCGCCUGAGCGCUGGGUGGGAUGGAAGGCAAACCCUGGCACAACCCAGUCGCUGCUCACCCCGCUGCCAGGGAGGGGAGUGUGCAUCUCCAGCUUCAGUUAGCCUUCAUCAGCCUUCCUCACCACCCUCCCCUGCUUCUGGUGGCUUUUGAGGUUUCUCAGGACAAGUUUAAUUAAGAAACUUCAAAGAACAAUACCCAUUAUUUAUCCACGGGUUCAUCCCCACGAGCCUGAGCCCCGCUCACAGCUGCCGACCCUGGGAUCGGGUUCGCACACCAAAGAGGAUUUACAUCGUCUACUGAUCUCAUCUGAUGAGCAGGAAUAAACGCCGAGUGACUUGUCAUCUCACUCAUGAUUUACUUACGCUAAUUGUCCUUUCAAGUACGCCAGAAAACAUUAGCAAUGUAAUUAAAUUACCACUGUUCCAAAUGAUGAAAUAUCAAAUUCUCCUCUGGGAAAUUAUUUGUGCUCGGCACAGUAAGUCUGAUAGUCAAACGUGAACUUCCCAUGUUUAUCUCUUUGGGUAGGUCCAUGGAAGUUAGUCAGAGGCAAUUACUGUGAUGUGUCAAUUUGCAGCCUUUAGCAUGAAAAAUAAACUAGGGCAGAGGGAUAUUUGGGGUGGGGUUUUUUUUAGGCUUUUAAAAUGUUUGGUCUUUCUCAGAUAUUUAGGCAGCAUGAACAGCAACAACCUGUCUCCUUCUAUUCUAAUUAUGUUUUUAGAGGAGGAGCGUGCUGAUAGACACGUUGCAUACAAAGGCAGUUGCUGUGCCAAGUUGCAGCAUAAUUGUUCAUCCUGAAACUUUAAUGAAGACAAAAAGUUUGCCUCUGCAACGUGAUCCCGUAAUUCUUGCAGUGAUGGUGAGCAGUCCCUCUGCACCUUGUCUUUAAUGCUAGAUGAAGUUAAUCCAAACCAGCAAACCGCUUUCCACUUCCAAGAGUCUUCCCAGGAUCAGAUAGUGCAGGAAAAGGCUUUCACGGAUCACAGAGGAUGCUUCCCCUCCAGGGCUGCUGGAGUCUGAUUUUGGAUAAUACCAAAUAAUACGCCGUCCCCCCGGGGCUGGAGGCUGCGCCCAUCCUCCCUGGGGCAGAGCAUGCAGAAGGGGCUGCCUCAGCCCCCUCCAGUGAGUUCAGUGGCUCAGGCAAAGCCCCCAGCUAUUCUUUUGGUUGAAGCUAGGCCAGGUGAGUAUGUGUUGAAACCCUCCAGGAGUCUUCCCAAGGCCUGUCCCGCUCUGCAUGGUGGAGAUUGAGGUGCGGCAACAUUCAGCCAACACAAAGCACCUUGGUUACGUGUCACAGCCAUUCCUGCACUUGGUUAUAUGACCAUAGGUUUAAUGAUUUAACAAAUUAAUUUGGCAGGCAGAUUAAUAGCAAUUCAAGUCGUUGUGGUUUAAUCUUCCUAUCCAGAGGUGCAGUAGGGUUUUAGAGGAAGCAGCCCAGCCUGAUUUGGUGUCUUUGGUAAGAUUUGUAAGGAUGCUGUAGCUGGGAGAAAUGAAAGGGAGGUAGGGGAAUUGCAUAUCAUUUUAUGUGAAAAAUCCCUGGAAUCACGUGGCGAGAGGAUCCAAAACCUCCAGCAUAACAGCUGAGCAGUGCAAGGUUUGUGUUAAAGCUGCUGGUGUUGGGGCUGUUUUGGCUGGAGUUGAGUAUUUCCCCAUUUGAGGUAAAAGAACAGGUACUGAAACUAUACUGAAGCAGGCAAACUGUGACUGGCUCUGCUUGAAAGGAUUUCCCUUAUUUCAUGGAAGAGUUUUCUUUAGGUAAUCACAAAGUGCUUUUAGUCUGCAGGGACAAUGAGCGUUCCAUUAACGUGCCUGGAGGAGACUUCACGCUCUCAGUGGGUUCCCACUGUACAGUUUGGUUUGCCAAGUGAAGCGUUGGCGGAACUUUGGUUGUAGAUGCACAGAAAUAGGUCCAGAUGUGAUGAACUGGAGCGUUUUUAACACAGUACCUUUGGUUGCAGAAGUGGCCAAGAUAUGCAGGAGUUGAAGGCAUGCAGGGGAGAUGUGAAGAGGUUCCCUCGGAAAUAGUGUAUGGAAUUUAUGACCAAAAUGUAAUGAUUUCCCUCUCUGCCCAUGGUUUUGCAACCGUUGCAUUCCUACUUUAAGAUGUUGCCACAUUUAAUCUAUGAAGUUUUACAUGGCUCUUUAUUAGCCUAUUAUGCACAUACUGUUCAUAUACAUAAAGAAUAGCAUUUAUGGGCUGAGAUAUUUUGCAGUUCUCGUUGCUCAGAAUGAGAGAGAACAUUUUCUGCUUCUCGUAAUUUGCACUUUGUGUGUUGAAUAUAUAUUACUGCCAACAAUUAUAUUGCAGCUAACUGAUAAACCAGUGACCACGCAGAGGAGCGUGUGCAAUGUGUACAGGACCAAGCCAGAUAAUUGAAUGUGCAUUAUGCUUGUCUGGGUUGAGGUGUUCUGGUUUUCUGUGCAAAGGAAAAAGCAAUUAAACCUCCUGAUUGUAUGUUUAUGUAUAUCAGUGAAAUGAGACAUUUUAUGACUUCAAAGGUUCUAAAUAAAGCUCAGUUACGUAA